Messenger RNA from Kwoniella shivajii, 816 nucleotides. RefSeq lists its product as uncharacterized. The record is from RefSeq and is a predicted model, not a curated record. The transcript is spliced from 2 exons. Bases 1 to 816 code for a protein of 271 amino acids. NCBI's taxonomy places the organism in Eukaryota, Fungi, Basidiomycota, Tremellomycetes, Tremellales, Cryptococcaceae.
AUGAGCAACCCAGCAACACCAGAUGACCUCGAUACCGAGCUGGAGUUGAUCACUUCAUCCCUUCUACCAGCUGAAAAGCUAAACGCAAUCCCAUCCGAACUUUGGCCGAUUGUCAGAAUCAUCAAUAUCACCAGUGAUGAUAGCAAGCUGUCUUUAUAUAUCACCGUGAGCGAGAGAUACAAGCGAAAAGUCGCUGUACAUAUAGAAGUCAGGAGCUCAUCUAUGGGAAGAGAUGAAGCGUUAGACUGGAUCGAUUGGGUGCGCGAAAAGAUGGAGGAAUGGAAUGAGGAAGAAGACUACCCGUUGUUUCAAAUCCUCACGACUCACUUCCUACCUUUACUAGCACCUUCAUCACCUUCACCCCCAUCUUCACCUCCUCGGAUACCCACACCACUGAAUGAUAUCUCGUCAAAACCACAUCAUUGUCUUUUGAUUUCGCAUCAUUUACUUUCGAAUACUAAACGAAAAGACCUGAUAUCACUUUCGUCAGAUUUAUCUUUGAUAGGGUUCUCCAAGACCGGUCAUCCGGGUAUCAUGUACGCGAUAGGCUCGUUACCUGAUUUAGAAGAAUGGAUUAGAGAAGUGAAAUCUUGGAAUUGGUUAGCAUUGAGAGUUAGAGUAGCACCUGAAUUGAUAGAAGAAGAAGAAGGGAGAAUGAAUUAUUCAAGGGGGAAAGAGAACGGUGCUAGACGUGGCAAAGGUAGGGGUGAAUGGAAAGAGUUGGACAAGAUCAACGAAGCUCUGGAUUGGUUGAAAAGUAGAGGGAAAAACAGAGAAUUGAUUUUGGUUGAUUGUGGUGUCGGUGGUAGUAGUUAG